Molecule: messenger RNA, 2958 nt
Organism: Colletotrichum karsti
Lineage: Eukaryota; Fungi; Ascomycota; Sordariomycetes; Glomerellales; Glomerellaceae
Product: elongation factor Tu GTP binding domain-containing protein
Exons: 5
Biological process (GO): mRNA splicing, via spliceosome
Cellular component (GO): U4/U6 x U5 tri-snRNP complex; U2-type catalytic step 2 spliceosome; cytosol
Molecular function (GO): translation elongation factor activity; U5 snRNA binding; GTP binding
Source: RefSeq, a predicted model, not a curated record
UUGGACGUCACGAUGGAUGAUCUUUAUGACGAGUUCGGCAACUUUAUCGGUGAAGACGUCGGGUCUGAAGAGGCGUCUGAACGGGGAGUGGAUGCGGACUACUAUGGCGAUGACGCCAGCGAAGCGCCUGCGCCCACGGGCCAGGAGCUGAUGGAAAUCGAUGACGACGGCCCAUCGAACGCGAUCAUCCUUCACGAAGACAAGCAAUACUAUCCCACGGCGCAACAAGUAUAUGGAGAUGAGGUUGAGGUCCUGGUUCGGGAGGAGGACGAGCAGCUCCUUACGCAACCCAUCAUUGCUCCCGUCGAGCAGAAGAAGUUCAACAUUGAGGAGACCGACCUCCCUCCCGUUUUCUUCGAACGCAGCUUCAUGACAGACCUCAUGAACUUCCCCGAGCAAAUACGCAACGUCGCACUGGCAGGUCACCUCCACCACGGAAAGACUGCUUUCAUGGACAUGCUGGUCCUCGAAACCCACGACAUCACCGACAGACUCGAGCGCCGGGUCGGCAAGAACCGAGACGAACAACUCAGAUACACCGACGUGCACGUUGUCGAGAGGGAGAGGGGAGUCUCGAUCAAAGCGUCGCCUAUGAGCUUGGUCCUGCAGAGCACAAAGGGAAAGUCGCAUCUGGUCAACAUUCUUGAUACUCCCGGCCACGUCAACUUCGUCGACGAGGUCGCAGCCAGCUUGCGACUUGCCGACGGUGUCUGCUUGGUCGUCGAUGUGGUCGAGGGCGUUCAGGUCAACACGGAGCAGAUUAUCAAGCACGCGGUCUUGGAGGACAUACCCAUCACACUCAUCAUCAACAAGAUGGACCGUCUCAUCUUGGAGUUGAAGCUGCCCCCCAAGGACGCGUACUUCAAGCUGAAGCAUGUCGUGGAGGAGGUCAACACCGUCAUCGAAAACACGAUCCCAGGCAAGGGCGAGGCUAAGAGGAUAAGCCCCGAGAAGGGCAACGUCUUGUUCGCAUGCACAGAUAUGGGUUGGUGCUUCACUCUGCAGUCGUUCUCCAAGAUGUACACCGAUACCUACGGCGGUGUCAACACGGAGGACUUCGCCAAGAGGUUAUGGGGAGACAUCUACUUCAACCCCGAGAAGCGCAACUUCACAAGGAAACCGACCGAGACUCACUCGAGCCGCUCGUUCGUCAAGUUCGUCCUGGAGCCAAUCUACAAGAUCUUCACACAUACUAUCAGCGACACCCCCGAAGAGUUGAAGAGGGUGUUAAGCACUUUGGGCAUCACGCUGAAGCCCUCUCAGUACAAGUCCGACGCCAAAGUUCUACUGAAGCUGGUCUGCGAGCAGUUCUUCGGCCCCUCCAACGGUUUCGUUGACAUGAUUGUGCGCCACAUUCCCUCACCAAACGAGGCUGCUGAGCGAUACCUGGAGAAGUACUACACAGGACCGCUCGACACUAAGAUUGCCGGGUCCAUGAAGGCCUGCGACCAGGACGGGCCGCUCGUGGUCCAUGUCUCCAAGCUCUUCAGCACAGCAGAUGCCAAGAGCUUCUACUCCUUUGGUCGUGUCUUGAGCGGUACAGCGAAGCCAGGAACGCAGGUCAGAGUCCUUGGAGAAGGCUACUCGACAGACGACGACGAAGACAUGGCGAUGGCAACGAUAUCCGACGUCUUCAUCGGUGAAUCGAGGUACAACAUUCCGACCGACGGAGUGCCGGCAGGCAACUACGUGCUUCUCAGCGGAGUGGACAACUCUAUCGUCAAGACGGCUACCCUUGUUCCGCCAAAGCUGGAGGACGACGAGGAUGCCUACAUCUUCAAGCCCGUCACACAUUUCACAGAGUCGGUGCUGAAGGUUGCUGUCGAACCUAUCAACCCUUCAGAACUGCCCAAGAUGCUGGACGGAUUACGCAAAAUCCAAAAGAGUUAUCCGUUGAUCACAACCAAGGUCGAGGAGUCUGGAGAGCACAUUGUUCUCGGCACAGGCGAGCUUUACAUGGACUGUGUUCUGCACGACUUGAGACGACUCUAUGCCGACAUGGAAAUCAAGAUCUCUGAUCCCGUCACUCGGUUCUGCGAAACGGUGGUGGAGCAGUCGGCAACCAAAUGCUAUGCCAUCACGCCAAACAAGAAGAACAAAAUCACCAUGGUCGCCGAGCAGCUGGACAAGGGCAUUUCGGAAGACAUCGAGUCGGGCAAGGUCAAGAUCCGGGACCCCAUUCGCAAAACGGCCAGCUACUUUGAGGAGACUUACGGCUGGGACAAGCUGGCAGCAAGAAGCAUCUGGGCAUUCGGUCCUGACGAGAUGGGCCCCAACAUCCUCCAAGACGACACGUUACCCUCCGAGGUCGACAAGAAACUCCUGACCACGGUCAAGGAGACCAUCCGCCAAGGGUUUAGCUGGGCAACCAGAGAAGGGCCCCUGUGCGAGGAGCCUAUUCGAAAUACAAAGUUCAGGAUCACGGAUGUGUCGUUGGCGUCGGAAGCAAUCUUCCGCGGAGGCGGUCAGAUCAUCCCCACCUCCCGCAGGGCUUGCUAUUCUUCCUUCCUGAUGGCCUCGCCUCGACUGAUGGAGCCCCUGUACUCCGUCUCGGUGACGGGACCGGAAGACUCUGCCACGGAGGUUUACACGACGCUGGCUAGACGCCGCGGUCAUGUUCUCCAGGACGGACCGGUGGCGGGUACUCCCCUCUACCGUGUCAAUGGCCUCAUCCCCGUCAUCGACUCCUUUGGUUUCGAGACGGACCUGCGCAUCAAGACGAAGGGCAUGGCCAUGGUCAGUCUGACUUUUGACAGCUGGAGCAUCGUACCUGGCGACCCGCUCGACAAGGAGGUCAUCAUCCGACCGCUGCAGCCGGCUAGCGCGCAGGCUACGGCCAGGGACUUUGUGUUGAAGACGAGGAGGAGAAAGGGUCUGAGCGAAGACGUGAGCGUGGCGACCUUCCUGGAGCCAGAGUUCUACCAGAGCCUCAUGGAGAGUGGCGCCCUUGGCGAAUAA